Amphibalanus amphitrite is the source of this 2842-nucleotide messenger RNA. RefSeq names its product atypical protein kinase C-like. The transcript is spliced from 16 exons. NCBI's taxonomy places the organism in Eukaryota, Metazoa, Arthropoda, Thecostraca, Balanomorpha, Balanidae. Gene Ontology annotation, biological process: establishment or maintenance of cell polarity; protein phosphorylation. The record is from RefSeq and is a predicted model, not a curated record. Gene Ontology annotation, molecular function: protein serine/threonine kinase activity; protein binding; ATP binding. Bases 199 to 1980 code for a protein of 593 amino acids.
GUCUGUGUGUGUGUGUGUGUGUUGCACCAAUGAGGUGUGUUGUGUUGGUUGUGUUAUGUGUGCUGUGCGGCGCGGAUUUGUGGGGCUGGGUUUCUAGCGUUUCCAGCAAGGCUAUAUAAACCGUUUCCAGUGACUGAAGUUGGUUUCCAGCAGGUGUAAGUAGUUGUAACCUUCAUCUAAACACAUCUGUCAGUCACAAUGACCCAGGACCAGGUGCCAGAUGAGAUCAAGGUCAAAACUGCCUUCAAAGGCGAGUUCUACAUCACCUACAUCAGCCCCGACAUGAAGUUCGAGGCGCUGGUGGGCGAGAUUAAGGACACGUGCCGGUUCCCGCCCGACGCACGGUUCACCGUCAAAUGGGUCGACGAGGAAGGGGACCCGUGCACAUUGUCCACCCAGGAGGAGCUCCAGGAGGCCAUCCGACUGUACGAGGUCAACAAGGACUCGGAGAUCACCAUUCACGUGUUUCCCGGUGUGCCGCCCGCCCCGGGGAUGCCAUGCGCCGGUGAAGACCGAAGCAUAUAUCGGCGCGGCGCCCGGCGAUGGAGGAAACUGUACAAGGUCAAUGGCCAUAUCUUCCAGGCGAAACGCUUCAACCGGAGCGCCGCCUGUGCCUACUGCCAAGACCGGAUUUGGGGCCUGGGACGGCAGGGCUUCAAGUGCACCCAGUGUAAGCUGCUCAUCCAUAAAAAGUGUCACAAGCUACUGAAGAAGAAAUGCACGGGCGAGCCGGUGGCGCCGACACACCUGGUGACUGACUCCGCUAACGGCGAGCGGGAUGUGCCUUCACCCGAGGCGGACAGUGUGGUGCCGCCCACCAGCGCGCACAUUCCUGUGCCGAUCGAGGACACGCUGCCACCCCCGUCCGCCGCCACAGAAGUGGUCAGCGUCGACGCGCCGUCGGCAGAUCUGGAGCCGGGAGGUCAGCGGCAGUACUCGCUGGCAGACUUCGAGCUGAUCCGCGUCAUCGGACGCGGCAGCUACGCCAAGGUGCUGAUGGUCGAGCUGAAGCGCACCAAGCGCGUCUACGCUAUGAAGGUCAUCAAGAAGGAGCUGGUGACGGACGACGAGGACAUUGAUUGGGUGCAGACCGAGAAGCACGUGUUCGAGACGGCCUCCAACCACCCGUUCCUGGUCGGACUGCACUCGUGCUUCCAGAGUCCCAGCCGGCUCUUCUUUGUUAUCGAGUUUGUUCGCGGCGGCGACCUGAUGUUCCACAUGCAGCGGCAGAGGAAGCUGCCCGAGGAGCACGCCAAGUUCUACACGGCCGAGAUCUGCCUGGCGCUCAACUUCCUGCACGAGAGAGGCAUAAUAUACCGCGACCUGAAGCUGGACAACGUGCUGAUCGACCACGAGGGCCACAUCAAGCUGACCGACUACGGCAUGUGCAAGGAGGGCAUCCGCCAGGGCGACUCGACGUCCACCUUCUGCGGCACGCCCAACUACAUUGCACCAGAGAUCCUGCGCGGAGAGGACUAUGGGUUCAGUGUCGACUGGUGGGCGCUCGGAGUGCUCAUGUAUGAGAUGCUGGCCGGAAGGAGUCCGUUCGACAUCGGCGUCUGCUCCGAGUCGCCCGACCAGAACACCGAGGACUACCUCUUCCAAGUGAUUCUGGAGAAGACGAUCCGCAUCCCUCGGUCGCUCUCCGUGAAGGCGUGCAGCAUCCUGAAGGGAUUCCUCAACAAGAACCCCGGCGAGCGGCUGGGCUGCCACCCGGAGACCGGCUUCCAGGACAUCGUCAACCACCCCUUCUUCAAGUCCAUCGACUGGGAACUGCUCGAACAGAAGCAGGUGACCCCGCCGUAUAAGCCCCGCGUGGAGACGGAGAGAGAUUUGGCCAACUUCCCGCCAGAGUUCACCGAUGAACCCGUCCAGCUGACCCCCGACGAUCGGAAAGUGAUCGACAAGAUCGACCAGAGCGAGUUCGAGGGGUUCGAGUACGUGAACCCGCUGCUCAUGUCGAUGGAGGACUGCGUCUAGCGUCGUGCGCCGCGCGCGGACGGAGACGGGGACGGCACCGGCGGGCGACACGACGGGGCCGGCCGGCCGGCGGCCUGCCACAAAUCGGACGAGCGAGAAUUGGACGGCGGCGGGCGGUGAUCGGACGCCCCGGGCCGCCGCCGUCGGCCAGAGACGGCGCCCGGGCCGUUUUAGCCUUUUACACUGCGACGCGAUUCCUUUAGACCCGUUGAUUUUUACAUGAAGUGCGCGCCCGGGCCGGCCGGGUGGGAAAUCUGUUACGGAUGGUGUUGGCGUGUUGGUAUUGGCGUGUCGGUGCGAGCCGUGGCUCCGGCGCCGAUCGUGUUAUGCCUAUGGACGUGCAGCGUCGGCGGGUGCUCAGUAAUGGUGCGAGAAAUGGAGGUACCUCUCUCUGUUUCGUCACGAUCAAAUUGUCCGACUACGGCAGCUAAUAGCGCACGCCGCUCCUGAUCAUUCCAAUGUGUAUACAUAUUAGUUAAGUUUGAUUAAGUGAGGCUUUUCCGGAUAGCUGCAUUCCACUAACUGCGUAGGUGUUUGAGAAAUUGUCUCACUAAAUUCCUCUAUAUUUAUGAUAGCGGCUCUUAGGCUAAAGCUUUUUUAUCUAGGCUGGUUAUAGUUGUCAUGUGUGAAUGCGCGAAAUGGCACUAUUGUGCUGGGCUUUUUUGCCCACGUGUUUCUACUUAGUCCAUACGCUCGCGGCGCGCCGCGGUGCGUGCCUGCGGCGGCGGCGGCGGGCAGGGGCAGCUGUGGCGCGCCCCGGCGGUGCCGCUGUCUCAAAUCGCUCCGGUCGGCAGACACUGGCGGCCGGCGCCGUGCGCUUCUCGGCGUCUGGGCAAGGUGAUCAAUAAAUCUUUUAUGAAUU